Messenger RNA from Apodemus sylvaticus (European woodmouse), 402 nucleotides. It is a transcript of the gene Golt1a, whose product is annotated as golgi transport 1A. Gene Ontology annotation, biological process: endoplasmic reticulum to Golgi vesicle-mediated transport; retrograde transport, endosome to Golgi. The coding region runs from base 1 to 402 and encodes 133 amino acids. Lineage: Eukaryota; Metazoa; Chordata; Mammalia; Rodentia; Muridae. The record is from RefSeq and is a predicted model, not a curated record. Gene Ontology annotation, cellular component: endoplasmic reticulum; membrane. The transcript has 5 exons.
AUGAUCUCCAUCACCGAGUGGCAGAAAAUCGGCGUGGGCAUCACCGGCUUUGGAGUCUUCUUCAUCCUCUUUGGGAUACUCCUGUACUUUGACUCUGUGCUCUUGGCUUUUGGAAACCUGCUGUUCCUGACUGGCCUCUCCCUCAUCAUCGGCCUGAGGAGAACGUUUUCUUUCUUCUUCCAACGGCACAAGCUCAAGGGGACCAGCUUCUUCCUGGGGGGUGUCGUCAUUGUGCUGCUGCGCUGGCCCCUGCUGGGCAUGCUCCUGGAGGCCUAUGGGUUCAUUAGCCUCUUCAAGGGCUUUUUCCCUGUCGUCUUUGGCUUCCUGGGCAGUGCGCUUAACAUCCCCUUCCUGAGCACGCUGUUCCAGAGGCUUCAAGGCUCCUCCGGCUCAAUGGUCUGA